Medicago truncatula (barrel medic) is the source of this 2163-nucleotide messenger RNA. Its product is annotated as protein NRT1/ PTR FAMILY 3.1. Lineage: Eukaryota; Viridiplantae; Streptophyta; Magnoliopsida; Fabales; Fabaceae. Gene Ontology annotation, biological process: transmembrane transport. Bases 98 to 1939 code for a protein of 613 amino acids. Gene Ontology annotation, molecular function: transmembrane transporter activity. The record is from RefSeq and is a predicted model, not a curated record. The transcript has 4 exons. Gene Ontology annotation, cellular component: membrane.
UGCCAACUAUAUCACAAACCAGCUAAGAAUAUUGUUGGAGGAGUGGUAUAUAUAGAGACACUUAAACAAAGUGUCAAGUAUCCAUGAUUGAGGAGAAAUGGAGAUAGAGAAAGGGAUUAAGAACAAUAUGGAGAUGGUAGAAAAAGAAGUGGAGACAGACAGCAAGAAAAUGAACCACCCUCGUCGAGGAGGAAUCCGAACAUUACCUUUCAUUCUUGCAAAUGAAGUAUGUGAUAGAUUUGCGGGCGCUGGAUUUCACAGUAACUUGAUAAGUUACCUAACCCAAGAGUUGAAUAUGCCAUUGGUAGCUGCUUCAAAUACACUCACAAACUUUGGUGGAACAUCUAGCUUCACCCCUCUUAUUGGGGCUUUACUUGCAGACUCAUUUGCUGGAAGAUUUUGGACCAUCACUGUUGGAUGCCUCAUCUAUGAACUGGGAUUGAUUAGUAUUACGGUAUCAACUAUACUACCACAUUUCCGUCCUCCACCAUGUCCAACACAAGUAAAUUGCAAAGAAGCCACAUCUUCACAAUUAUUACCACUCUACAUGUCUCUCCUCCUCACAUCUCUUGGAUCAGGCGGCAUUAGACCUUGUGUUGUACCUUUUUCGGCAGACCAAUUCGACAUGACAAAAGAAGGUGUAGCUUCUAGGAAAUGGAACCUCUUCAAUUGGUACUUUUUCAUCAUGGGUUUUGCUUCUCUAAGUGCUUUAACCAUUGUGGUUUAUGUUCAAGACAAUGUGGGUUGGGGUUGGGGACUUGGGAUUCCAACCAUUGCUAUGAUGAUAUCAGUAAUUUCAUUUGUGUUGGGCUCACCAUUGUAUAAGACUGUGAAACCUGAAGGAAGUCCUUUGGUUCGUUUGGCGCAAGUGGUUGUGGCUGCUGUAAAGAAAAGGAAGGAGACAUUACCUGAUGACCCUAAAUUUCUAUACCACAACAGGGAGCUUGAUGCUGCUAUUUCUUUAGAAGGAAGUCUUUUACACUCAAAUCAAUAUAAAUGGUUGGACAAGGCUGCAAUUAUCACAGAAGAAGAGGCCAAAGAUUCAAAUGCACCACCAAACCUUUGGAAUUUAGUCACUGUCCAUAGAGUUGAGGAACUGAAAGCUAUCAUCAGAAUGCUUCCAAUUUGGGCUUCAGGAAUUUUGCUCAUAAUGUCUUCAUCACAUUUAGGUAGUUUUGUCAUUCAACAAGCUCGUUCGAUGGACCGUCACCUCACUCAUUCAUUCCAAAUUGCACCAGCCAAUAUGUCAAUUUUUGGUGUCCUAACCAUGAUGAUAGGAGUUAUGCUAUAUGAACGCUUUUUCGUUCCAUUCGCCCGUAGAUUCACAAAGAAUCCUGCUGGAAUCACAUGUUUACAAAGAAUGGGAGUAGGGUUUGUGGUUAACAUUAUAGCUACUAUAGUUUCAGCACUAGUGGAAACGAAAAGAAAAACAGUUGCUGCAAAGUUUAACUUAUUGGAUGAUCCAAAAGCAAUAAUCCCUUUUAGUGUAUUUUGGUUAGUACCUCAAUAUUGUCUUCAUGGAGUGGCUGAAGUUUUCAUGUCUGUUGGACAUUUGGAAUUUCUCUUUGAUCAAUCACCUGAAAGUAUGAGAAGUAGUGCUACUGCUUUGUAUUGCAUAACUACAGCCAUUGGUAAUUAUUCUGGUACAUUAUUGGUAUCAAUAGUCCAUAAGUAUACUGGUAAGGAAAAUAAUUGGCUUCCUGAUAGAAACCUUAAUAGGGGUAGAUUGGACUACUACUAUUAUCUUAUUAGUGGCAUUCAAGUAAUAAAUUUAAUUUAUUAUAUAGUAUGUGCUUGGUUUUACACUUACAAGCCAAUGGGUGAAGUUUGUGAAAGGAGCAAGGAAGAAGAUUUGGAACAAGCAAGUGCAAACAUAUCAAUUGAGAAUUUAAAAGAUGGUAAGGAGGAAGAAAAGAAAGGGUUUACUAAAGAUGAAUGAAAUUAUGGUGUGGUUGAUAUUAUUCAGUAUAAAUAAGCUUGGUUAAACUCUCUCUAGUGAAUGUUUUUAGCUUUUGUAAAAAAAAAAAAAAAAAAAACUCUAGUGAAUGAAUGUUCAACUCCUAUAUGCAAGUUAAGUGUUUAAGAAAUGGAAAUAGUGUGAAGUUUUAUUUUAUUUUCAUAUUUACUUCUAUCAUAAUUUGAUAUUAAAAAGCACUUUGCUUA